Molecule: messenger RNA, 2010 nt
Organism: Chrysochloris asiatica (Cape golden mole)
Lineage: Eukaryota; Metazoa; Chordata; Mammalia; Afrosoricida; Chrysochloridae
Gene: VASN
Product: vasorin
Exons: 1
Coding region: 1-2010 (669 amino acids)
Cellular component (GO): plasma membrane
Molecular function (GO): protein binding
Source: RefSeq, a predicted model, not a curated record
AUGUGCAUCAGGACUCCCCCACCCCUGCUGUUACUGCCCCUGCUGCUGCUGCUGGCGCUGGGACCCGGGGGGCUGGGCUGUCCACCUGGCUGCCAGUGCAGCCAGCCUCGGACAGUGUUCUGUGCCGCCCGCAAGGGCCUCACGGUGCCCCAAGACUUGCCACCUGACACAACUGACCUGUAUGUCUUUGGGAACAACAUCACUACGCUAGAUGUGGGCAGCUUUGUCAGCCUGCCCGGCCUGCAGCUGCUGGACCUGUCACAAAACCAGAUUGCCAGCCUGCCUGGCGGGGUCUUCCAGCCACUGGCCAACCUCAGUAAUCUGGAUCUGAGUGGCAACCUCCUCCGUGAGGUCACCAAUGAGACGUUCCGUGGCCUACGGCGUCUUGAGCGUCUCUACCUGGGCAAGAACUCUAUCCAUCACAUCGAGCUCGGGGCCUUCGACGCGUUGGACCACCUCCUGGAGCUCAAGCUGCAAGACAACGAGCUCCGGGCACUGCCUCCUAUGCGCUUACCUCGCCUGCUGCUGCUUGAUCUCAGCCACAACCACCUGCCAGAGCUGGGAGCAGGCACCCUGCAGGCUGCCAACUUGGAGGCCCUGCGGCUGGCAGGCCUGGGGCUACAGCAGCUGGACGAGGGCCUUCUAGGACCACUGCAAAACCUGCAUGACCUGGAUGUGUCCGACAACCAGCUGGAGCGCGUGCCGCCCGCUGUCUGCAGUCUACGGGGUCUGACUCGUCUGCGGCUGGCUGGCAACCCCCGCAUCGCCCAGCUGCGGCCCGAGGACUUGGACGGUCUAACGGCUCUGCAGGAACUGGACCUCAGCAACCUGAGCCUCCAGGCCCUCCCAUCCAACCUUCCUGGUCUCUUCCCCCGCCUGCGGCUCUUGGCAGCUGCCCGCAACCCCUUCAACUGCCUGUGUCCCCUGAGCUGGUUUGGCCAGUGGGUACGUGAAAGCCGGGUCACACUGGCCAGUCCUGAGGAGACGCGCUGCCACUUCCCACCCAAGAAUGCCGGUCGGCUCCUCCUGCAGCUGGACUACGCUGACUUUGGCUGCCCAGCCACCACCACCACCCCCACCCCGCCUACCACCAGGCCCACCAUGAGGGAGCCAUCACCCUCCCGGUCCAGCGAGGCACCCACCAGGCUCCAUCUCACAGACUUCACCACCCAGGCACCCAGUCAACCUCCCACCCCCCUGCCCACCACACGGCCUGCCCCUCAGCCCCAGAACUGCCCUUUGUCCACCUGCUUCAAUGGAGGUACUUGUCACAUGGGGCCUCAACGCCACAUGUCAUGUCUGUGUCCUGAGAAUUUUACAGGUUUGUACUGUGAGAGUCGGCUGAGGCAGGGGCCACGAGCUAGCCCUGUGCCCACCACACCCAUGGUGCCAUGGCCCCUGCCCCUGGGGGUGGAGCCCGUGAGCCCCACCUCCCUGCGGGUAGGGCUCCAGCGCUACCUACACAGCACUGCACAACUGAAGACUCUCCGCCUCACCUACCGCAACCUCUCGGGCCCUGACAAGCGACCAGUUACACUGCGGCUGCCCGCCAGGCUUGCUGAGUACACGGUCACCCAGCUACAACCCAAUGCCACCUACUCCAUCUGUGUCAGAGCCCUGGGGGCCGGGGAUGAGGAGGCCUGCGGGGAGGCCCACACCCCCCCGGCUGUCCGCUCCAACCACGCACCCGUCACUCAGGCACGAGAGGGCAAUCUGCCCCUGCUCAUUGCGCCCACUCUGGCCGCAGUGCUGCUGGCUGCCCUAGCAGCCGUGGGGGCAGCCUACUGCAUGCGGAGGGGGCAAGCAGCUGCAGCUGCUAGGAGCAAGGGGCAGGUGGGGCCAGGGGCUGGGCCCCUGGAGCUGGAGGGGGUGAAGGCCCCCCUGGAGCCAGGCCCCAAGGUGACUGAAGGUGGGGAGGUUCCAGUGGGCGGGCCUGAGUGCGAGGUGCCACUCAUGGGCUAUCCGGGGCCCAUCCUCCAAGGGCCCCGUCCCUCUAAGCCCUACAUCUAA